AUGUCCGGAAAUAUCACAAUCUCGCCCGAAACGGCGGAAAUUAUCCGCCGCAAAAAGUCCCAGUACUGCCGCUUCGCCGACGGCCUCGAGUGGGACCGCUUCGACACCAUCAUGCUCCCCGACUUCACCUUCGAGGGCGUCGAGACGGACGGCUCCGUCCUCGUCAUGAACGGCGUGCGCUACCGCUGGGAGUCACGCGAGGCCUGGGUCGCCCACUUCCGCGAGGUGUUCAAGGUCAUGCAGACGAUGCACCUCAUCGACCCCGGCGACCUGGAGCAGGUCGCCGAGGACGAGGUCAAGGCCGUGUUCGGAGUGAUUUGGCACAUGGGAACGAGGGGCACCGAGACCGGGCUGCAUUCGACGGGCGGGGGGCACUACUACGAGACCUGGAAGAAGGUUGACGGGGACUGGUUCAUGGCGAGCUCGUCGAUGAGGAGGCUGUAUACCAAGACCCAGGGGGUUUGA
Molecule: messenger RNA, 465 nt
Organism: Colletotrichum spaethianum
Lineage: Eukaryota; Fungi; Ascomycota; Sordariomycetes; Glomerellales; Glomerellaceae
Exons: 1
Coding region: 1-465 (154 amino acids)
Source: RefSeq, a predicted model, not a curated record